GUUUGUGAUCGCGUUGACCCUGAUAGGAUUCCGUAAUUAUUAAGUAACCGCUUGGAGUUGCGCAUAUAUCAACUUUGGACUUGACUACCACGGAUUUUAGAAUGUAUCGGUGUACUAGUUAAAUACUCAUGAUGUUCCAUUUAAAUUUCAAAGUUUAGACCGAAAAGAAAUAUUAAUGAUCUAACUUUUAGUGCAUAUAACAUAUGAAAAGAAAGACUGCCAAGUCAGCCAACAUGUUCCGUAUCGCUCUGUUCGUUGUAUUCCUCGGAUUUUGUUCUGGUCAGAUGAUAAUUCCACCGCGGCCUCUUGGGUUCGUGUAUGGAAACGGAAGUAACGAUGCCUUCAUCCACCUAGACGCACACUUCGGGCCUUUGUGCCCUGACAGUAAGGCUGCCUUACCGAACCUGAAGCAGGUCGCGGACUAUUAUGGUGGCAUGAAACUCAAGCUCACCCUGCACAUGUUUCCGCUGCCCUACCAUCACCAGGCAUACCUGGCUGCAGUCGGCGGUGAGGUGGUAUCCAGCCUUACAGACGACAAUGAUACGUACAUGUACAUUGAGGAAGUUUAUAGCAACCUGGAAAUUCUCUCAAAUGACGCCACCUCCAACAUGUCAUCAAGCGACGUCAUGAAUACAUUGGGCGACCUUGCGCUCGCGUGCUGUGGAGUGGACAAAGCGCGUUUUCUGGCGGCCACCAAAAUCAAGGCCAUGGAAACAAAGGCCCGCACCGCCUGGAAAUAUUCCGCCUCAAGGGGCAUCGCGAGCACGCCGACGUUUCUGCUGAACGACGUCGAGGUGGCGGCCGAUCCUACAUGGACGAUGGCCGAAUGGCGGCAGGUGAUCGACCCUCUCGUGCACGGGAACUUCUUCAAAGCGUCAUUCACAUCUCAGAAUGCGGGUGUGGCGGUGUGGAGUGGGUCGUGUCCGGCGGGGACGGUCAAGUGCGAGUACCUCCCGGAAAAGGUGGAGUGCUGUACCAAGGGAGAGGCGUGCAUACCAAACGUUGGGUGCCGCUGCUGAACAGUAUACCCCUAUAUCUGACAUAAUUAUUGUGGACGAUUUUCAAGCGCAACUGUAAUUAACAAAAUGACGAUUAUUAUUUUAAGUUUUAAAAUACCGACUUUUGU
This is a messenger RNA of Mya arenaria, 1126 nucleotides long. RefSeq lists its product as uncharacterized. Bases 204 to 1019 code for a protein of 271 amino acids. NCBI's taxonomy places the organism in Eukaryota, Metazoa, Mollusca, Bivalvia, Myida, Myidae. The record is from RefSeq and is a predicted model, not a curated record. The transcript has 5 exons.